This is a messenger RNA of Lathyrus oleraceus (garden pea), 1034 nucleotides long. Its product is annotated as transcription factor bHLH149. The record is from RefSeq and is a predicted model, not a curated record. Gene Ontology annotation, biological process: regulation of DNA-templated transcription. Lineage: Eukaryota; Viridiplantae; Streptophyta; Magnoliopsida; Fabales; Fabaceae. The coding region runs from base 205 to 780 and encodes 191 amino acids. Gene Ontology annotation, molecular function: protein dimerization activity. The transcript has a single exon.
GUAAGGUAAGGACGCGUGGUUCCCCGUGACCCUAAACUGCUGUUAUAUACUCUUUUCUCUCUUCUCUUCCCUUCUCCUCACAAUUCCUACCAUACAACAAACCAUCCUCUUCAUCUUCUUCUUCUCCAAUUCUCGAUUCUAACUCUUCAAUCAAUUCCUUAACUCAAUCUUCAAACAACUCAACCAUUCGAUUCCAAUUCAUCAAUGGAUUCAUUCGAACCAUCACACACUUUGCAAGAAUCCAAUCACAAGAAACGCCGCAAAAUCGGAGAUAUAACCGCCGAUCAAAAUUCCCUCACUCUUAUGCGAUGGAGAUCUGAAUCAGACCAGAACAACUACUCCAAAAAACUAAUCGAAGCUCUCAGCCGGAUCAAUUCCCCGGCAACCACCAAACCUAGAGCCGCCGGUCAAGUCCGCGAAACCGCCGAUCGAGUCCUCGCCACAUCAGCCAAAGGAAGAACACGCUGGAGCCGCGCGAUCCUCGGAAAAUGGAAGAAACUCCGUAGACAUCACAAGAAAGUCAAGAAAGCUGCAAACGGAUUGAACAGAGCCGGGAUCGUAAAACAGAGGAUGACGAGACGGUUACCGGCUGUGCAGAAGAAAACGCGCGUUCUCGGCCGGUUGGUUCCCGGUUGCCGGAAAGUACCUUUACCGAACCUUCUAGAAGAAGCUACUGAUUAUAUCUCUGCCUUGGAGAUGCAAGUGCGUGCUAUGACUGCUCUUGCCGAGCUUCUCGCCGGUCGAACAUCGGCUGGACUCGCCGGUCAUGCGUUGAGUUGACCCGCGCGCGUUGUAUAUAGCCUAGGCUAUAUUGCGCCAGGUGUUACUUAAUUUUUUUCUUCUUUUUAUAUUGUUUUUUUUAUUUGUUUUCACUUUUCAGAUUCAUGUAUUUUAUUAUCGUGUACACUGUACAUGCCAUUUGGUUAUUUGGUUAUUCCUCUCCCUUUAAGUUCCAUUGUCCUAACCCUUUUUCUCCUUGUUUUUUUAUUGUAUUUAAUUUAAUUCAAUGUGAAUAUGCUACUCUAUUUUUAUCA